AGGUUAAAAAGUAAAAACUCAUAUGCGCAGUCACAUUAAAAAAAUAAAAGUGCCGCUUCAAUUUGAAGAGCGGGAAAAACUUAACCUCGCAGCAGUUGGCUAGUGAAAGGAAAUAUUGGAUUUUGCAGCAAUUCUUGUUUUAAAUGCAUGUCAAUGGUUUCCACUUAUAAACCCUAACCCCAAUUCAAACACUGUGAGCCCACCUUGCUUUGCCUUUACAAUAUAAAUGGAUACGGGUUCGCCAUUGAUCAAGCAGAGGCAUUUGAGUGAUUUUGAUGUCAGUAGUCAUAGUGUGGACUUCAUCAGCAAGUUGCCUGAUGAAGUUUUAAGUCACAUACUUUCUUAUUUUACUACAAAACAAGCGGUUGCCACCAGCAUUUUGUCUAAAAGGUGGGAAUACCUCUGGACACUUACUACAAAUCUUGAUUUUUCCGAUCAGAUUCGUUGUAAUUACUCGGACAAAAAUGAAUGCAACACUAAGUUGAGGUCCUUCAAGGAUUUUGUGGAUAGAGUCAUCUUUUAUCAUGGAGAGUCGAUUAUUCGAAAAUGUCAUCUUCAUUUCUAUACCUAUCAAGUUUCCCCUAAUAUUUAUUCAUGGGUUUGUGCUGUAAUAACUUGCAAUAUUCAAGAAUUGAGUAUUGAAGGCAGUUCCUUUGAACUUCAACAACUUCCUUGGAGACUAUUCACUUGCAAAUCAUUGGUUGUUCUGAAAAUUUCAGGGAUGUUUAUGCUAGAUUUGCCUACUCAUAUUUGCUAUCCAUUUCUAAAAAUCUUGAGGCUUGAUGGUGUUCUGUAUAUGAGCGAUGCCUCUAUGGAUAGGCUCUUUUCUAGCUGCCCUGUCCUUGAAGAGCUAGAGGUUAUAAGACGAAGAGGGGAUGGUGUAGGAAUUAUGAAAAUCAAUGUGCCUUUAUUGAAAAGAUUGACAAUUCAUUGCGGUGUUUACAGUUAUGAAUGUAAGCAUAAGACUCUGCUUAAUACCCCAUGUCUUGAAUAUCUCAAACUUACAGGUAAUACAUCAGGUGGCUAUUCUAUGAAUUGCUCCUCUUCCCUUGUUGAGGCACGCAUUCACCAUGGAUGUGAUUUAGACCUUCUUAAUGGAAUCGCCGGAGUUCAACAUCUAGUUUUGACUGGAAAAAUUAUGUCGGAUCUGCGUAGUAUUAUUGAGGAUCAUGGAUUGCCUACAUUCAAUAAUCUAAAGAAAUUGGAGCUGUAUGUUGGAAAGCCAGUUGAUUGGGAAUCGCUACCAGAUUUGCUGGAGUGCUCUCCCAAUUUAGAAGUUCUUGUCUUUCCUGAGGGACUUGUGGUGCCUAAAGAAAGUGGGAGAGAUUAUUAUCGAUUCUAUUGGCAUCAGCCAGACUCCGUGGCUGAAUGUUUGCUUCACCAUCUAAAACAGGUUGAAAUUUUCAACUUUGUGGGAUUGCCAGGUGAACUCUAUCUUGUAGAGUAUUUGCUGGAAUACGGUGAAGUAUUGGAAUGUAUGAAUAUUCACUGUUUUGAUUUUAGUACAAGGCCAAGAAUGCGGAAGAAAAUGGAAGGGGUUAUAGAUGAGGUUUCAAGCUUCGAAAGAAGUUCUAGUACUUGCGAACUCGUUUUCUUCAAUUAAUGUUGUGCCUUUGCGGAAGUUGUAGUGAAGCAUUAGUAUGUUUUUGCGCUUCAUUUAUACAUCAGGCUUUGCUUGAUGGGUGCUGUAGUAUCCUCAUGAAUCCUUGGAGCACAUGUAAUUUUACUUUCUAUUUUCUAUUCCUGUGCUGGCCUGUGUCAUAUUUUGCAGCAUAUUAGAUGCUUUUUCUUCUGCUCCUGUGAUGUGUAAUAUGCCAUGAAAGUUUAACAUGAUUUAUGGCUUCUCUAUAGAUCUCAAUGAUACUGGAGCUUAUUUGUUU
Messenger RNA from Mercurialis annua (annual mercury), 1880 nucleotides. RefSeq names its product FBD-associated F-box protein At4g10400-like. NCBI's taxonomy places the organism in Eukaryota, Viridiplantae, Streptophyta, Magnoliopsida, Malpighiales, Euphorbiaceae. The record is from RefSeq and is a predicted model, not a curated record. Bases 227 to 1603 code for a protein of 458 amino acids. Gene Ontology annotation, molecular function: protein binding. The transcript has 4 exons.